CAUUGAUAACUUGUCGGCCAUGUUGACAUCUCCCGAAGUGAAAACAGGAAUGCCAAGGGUGUAAACAACAAAUAUGAACAUUCAAGGCGUCAAGUUUAAUUUUAAACAACAAGUUUCUAUCAUAAUAUUCACACGUCUCCAUUUAUAAUGUAUAUUAUUUCAUACCUUAUUUUUUCUGUACCAUAAACGAGCCCACUGAAGUACGGAAGUCGACAUUUUUUCAAUAACAUUGUAUCUUUUACAGUAGAGCAAGUGUGAUAUUCAAUAUUUGAGCAACUUAUGCAUCAAAGUAAUUACUAAUUAUGAAAUAUAUGACUUGUCCGGGUUGAAUAAUUAUUGAACUUUCGUAAAUUCUUUGAAAAUGUCUACAAACCAAGAACGAUAACUACAAGAUUAUUUUGCAAAUGCAAAACAUGUCUGCAGAGGACAGAGUGAAAAAACUAACACAUCUUUAUGUGUCUGAUCUCCAGAAUAGCAAAGGACAAGCAUUAAGCAUCGAGACUCUUCUUGAUGUUUUGGUAGUGCUGUAUGAUGAGUGCUGCAAUACUACUUUGCGGAGGGAGAAAAAUAUCUCGGAGUUUGUGGAAUUUGCUAAACCAAUUGUAAGCAGGAUCAAGGAAUUUCGACUCCAUAGAGAUGAUUUUGAGACAGUAAGAAUUAUAGGAAGAGGAUCUUUUGGAGAGGUUGCAGUAGUGAAGUUGAAGAAUACAGAUAAAGUAUUUGCUAUGAAGAUCUUGAAUAAAUGGGAGAUGUUAAAAAGGGCAGAGACUGCUUGUUUUAAAGAAGAACGAGAUGUUUUAGUGAAGGGAGAUAGAAGAUGGAUAACUAAUCUUCAUUAUGCCUUUCAAGAUGAAAACUUCUUGUAUUUAGUGAUGGACUAUUAUUGUGGUGGUGACUUGUUGACAUUAUUAACCAAGUUUGAAGAAGGUCUUCCAGAAGAUUUAGCCAAAUUUUAUAUAGCAGAAAUGGUUUUAGCAAUUAGUUCUCUUCACAAAUUAGGAUAUGUACAUAGAGACAUCAAGCCAGACAAUGUAUUGAUAGAUCUAUCUGGACACAUAGUGCUAGCUGACUUUGGUUCCUGUCUAAAAUUACAAGAGGACGGCACGGUCCGAUCCUCUAGAGCAGUAGGUACACCUGAUUACAUUUCUCCUGAAAUCCUUCGGGCAAUGGAAGAUGGACAUGGUCGUUACGGUCCUGAAUGUGAUUGGUGGUCAUUAGGUGUUUGUAUAUUUGAAAUGUUAAUAGGAGAAACACCUUUCUAUGCUGAAUCUCUGGUAGAAACAUAUGGAAAAAUUAUGAAUCAUCAGUCCCGUUUUGAAUUUCCCUGCGAUAUAGAGAUCAGUGAUGAUGCCACAGAUUUAAUAAAGAAAUUGAUAUGUAGUGCUGACCUUAGAUUUGGUAGAACUGGUCUGGAUGAAUUCAAACAACACCCUUGGUUUUCUGGUAUUGACUGGGAAAACAUUAGAGAAAUGAAUGCUCCUUAUGUGCCAGAAGUUAGCAGUCCAACAGACACAUCCAAUUUUGAUGUAGAUGACUCAGACUUUACACAUACUGAUUCUAUACCGCCCUCGACAAAUGCUACAUUUACUGGUCAUCAUUUACCAUUUGUAGGAUUUACUUUUACCUCUCAUAGUCAAAUUUCUGAUCUGGGUAACCUUCAAGACGUUGGUGAUAUUGAUCCAUCUAAUCUUGAAUCAUUAGCUGUAGAGGCAUUUGAAAGGAGAAUUAAAAAUUUAGACAGAGAAAACACGGAGUUGAAAAGGAAACUCCAAGAAUCAAGUGUAACAGUUCAGAGGUUAUCAUCAGAAGCCAGUGGUGCAGCAGCUUCAGGAGCAUCAGAGUCAGAGUCUCGACAUCUGAAGGAAGAAAUUGCUGUCUUACAUAAAGUUGUUGCAGAGUCUCAGACAGAAAUUAGUGCUAUUGAACAAGAAUUGAAGAGAGCUCAAGACAACAGGCAGGAAAUAGAAAGAAAAAUAAAACUGAUAGAGGAGGAGAAAAAUGCAUUAGAAAAGGAAUUGCAAGAUUUCAGAGACAAGUAUAAACAACAGUCUAGAGAAUUAAAGGAAGCUUUAGCAAAACAAAAAAUAACAAUAGAACAGUACACAGAUACAAAUGAUUCACUUUUAAAGACCCAAUCCAAAGUAAAAGAACUAACAAGAGAAUUACGGAACAAAGAAGAUGAGGUAGAUGAGAGCAAGAGGAAAUUGGAUAGUAUGAAGAAUGAACGAAGAAGAAUUGAGAAAUCCAUGUCUGAGUUACAAAACCAUUUAGAAGAGUUUAAAUCAGAAUCAAGUAAAGAAAAGAAAUUACGAGAGAGGGCUGAACAGUACACUAGAGAGUUAGAACAAGAAAUAGAGGGCAUCAAAAGGAAAAACUUAGGGAGGGCAUCUAAUCCAGCAAAUAUAGAAUUAACACAGGAAGUCUCAAGAUUAAAAUCACAAUUAGAGAAGACUAAAGUCGAUAAGGAAGAAACAGUUUCUAGAGUGACUAGCAAAUAUCAGUCAGAAAUAAGUGAUUUAAAAUUUUCAUUAAGUGAACAUGAACAUAAGGAUAAAGAAUUAAGGAAAGAAAUAUUGACGUUAAAAGACAAAUUAAAAAAUAAUGUGUCAGAGGAUGAGGUCGCAAGUAGAAUUCAAAGGUUAAAGUUACAAUUAGAACAUUCAGAGAGACAGCAUGCAUUGAUAGGAGAGGAAAAUGAAAGGUUAAAAGAAGAAAUCUCAUCACAAGAGAAUGCUUUGAGAGCUAUGAACAAGGAAAAGAUGCAGUUAGAACAAGAAAUGAGAGACAUUUAUGAUAAACGAGAAUCUGUAGCUCAAUGGGAGGCUCAAAUCUCAGAAAUCAUCAAAUGGGUGAGUGAUGAGAAGGAUGCCAGAGGUUAUCUCCAGGCCUUGGCUACCAAAAUGACAGAGGAAUUGGAGAACCUUAAAGUAAUGGGUGUUUCUGAUGAUUCUAAUCGGCAGAGAUGGAGAAACCGUAGAUCUCAGAGACUUGACAAGAUGGAGCUACUUACACUACAGUCUAGUCUACAAAGUGAAAUCCAGGCAAAGCAACAGAUAGCUGAUGAAUUAUCAAAGUUAAAAUCGUCUGUUGUUAGUUUUGAAAAGAAAAACCAUGAACAGGACACGAUAAUAGAAAAAUUAUCCAAAGAAGUAGAAGAACUUAGGAAAGAGAAGGAGACUUUAUUAGAGAAACAAGAUAUUGCAGAUUCAAGUGGAAAUACAGGGGAAAGAUCAAGAGAGCAGACAUUAAUGAGCUUCAUCAAAGGUCAAUUUUCUUUGUUAAAUGAUUCAGACAAUGAAAGUCUAGUUGAGGAUGAUAGUAUGAGUGAAGAUGGCCAGUCACAUGGAGAUUCCCGUACAAACUCACGGUCAGACCUUCACAUGGGGGCACCACCAGAUACCCCUGAUGUUACACACCAAUCUAGUCCAAUAAUUCAACCAGAACAUGUGUAUGACCAACCAUGGGGUGCUUCUAAAACAGGCUCAUUGCCACAACCUAAAACUCAUCACUUUAUCAUGAAAAACUUCUCCGCACCAUACAAAUGUAACCUGUGUACCUCAUUAAUGGUAGGAAUACAGAGACAGGGGACCACAUGUUCAGAGUGUGGUUACUGCUGUCAUGUACAUUGUAUGGAGAAAGCUCCGUCAGUUUGUCCUGUACCUCCAGAUCAAAAUAAAAGGCCAGUUGGUAUAGAUAUUAACCGGGGUAUAGGUACAGCGUAUGAAGGUUAUGUUAGGGUGCCAAGAUUAGGAGGAAUUAAAAAAGGAUGGACCCGCCAGUUUGUAGUCGUCUGUGAUUUUAAAUUAUUUUUAUAUGAUACUCCGCCAGAUCGGAAUCAGCCUACAAAUGUUGUUCAACAAGUUUUAGAUAUGAGAGAUGAAGAAUUUUCUGUUAGUGCUGUUUUACCCUCAGAUGUGAUACAUGCCAAUAAAAAGGAUAUCCCUUGCAUUCUUAGGGUGACAACAUCAGAAAUGAAUCCUCCUGGAAGUAAAUACCAAGUAUUAAUGUUAGCUGAAAGUGAACAGGAGAGACACCGAUGGGUCGGAGCUCUGAAUGAGUUACACAAGCUUCUACGCAAAAAUAAGCUUCCAUACAAAUCUGCAUUUCAGGCUCAGGAGGUAUAUGACAACUCAUUGUCGUUAGUCAAAAGUACAAAUUCUUGUUUAAUUUUAGAACAAAACAAAUUGUUGAUGGGUACAGACGAAGGAUUGUUUGUGGCACAGUUAAACAAAGAUGUGUUGAUCAGGAUAGGGGAUAAGAAUGAGAAGAAACCUGUGUAUCAAGUAGAAUUAGUCCAUGAUGAACAGUUAGUAGUAUAUACUAGUGGUAGACAACACCAUAUAAAAAUUAUACAUCAGUCUGUAUUAGAGGGUCAUGAAGGAGAUCCAGUUAAAAUUCCAGAAACCAAAGGCUGUAAUGUGUUCUGUGUAGGAUUUAUACGUCAGACUCAAAAUUCUUGUCUCUGUGUAGCUAUUAAAAGAACUAUACAAGUGUACGACCUUAUAUUAACCAGACAACGCUAUCGCAAGGUCAAAGACAUUCAAGUUCCGGGACAUGUGCAGUUUCUAGAAAUAAUCAAUGAUAGACUUUGUGUAGGAUAUCCGUCUUGUUUUGCUAUUUAUAGUGUACAAGGUGAUGCAGCACCAAUGGCUUUACUGAACACAGAGGACCCUAGUCUACAAUUUCUUGUCCAGAUACAAUUAGAUGCACUGCUGGCAGUACAGGUGUCUGAAACAGAAUAUUUUCUAGUGUUUAAUGUAUUAGGUGUAUAUGUAGACAAUAGUGGUAAGAGAAGUAGGACUCAAGAAAUGAUGUGGCCAGCUCCACCCUUGGCAUUUGCCUAUUAUGAACCAUAUCUCCUGUGCUAUUCUGAGAAUGCUGUUUUUGUAUAUAAUAUAAAAACUGUUGAAUGGAUACAGACUCUCAACUUAAAAAAAACAAAACCUCUAUGUAAAGAUGGUUCUAUGAAUUUGUUCACAAACCUUGACUCACAACAUAUAGUCUACUUUAAAAAUAUUCACUUAGAAGAAGACAAACUUAACUUAUCAGAAAUUUUCAAGAGCAAGAGUGUAAACAGAAGCAAAAGACGAUUCUCUUUCAAAACAAGAGAUGAUCAGAAUGUUAAAGGGCAGGAACGACGUUCUCGUGAAAUUUCAGGACCUCUUACGUUCAGUCAUGUAGCACAUAUGGGACCAGAUAGUUUUCACACCAGUAUUCCAGUACAAGUCCAGGCAGACAGACGAUCAAGAAUUAUUUCUGGACCAACAAAUUUCAGUCACGUGGCUCAUAUGGGUCCUGAUUUGGGACUUCAGGCAUUGAUAGAACUUCCAAAGAAUCAACCUCAACCAGAGGCCUCAGGAGGGAAUGACCCAAUCCCGCAGAGAGUUAGAAGUAUGUUGCAUCCUAGCAUGAAAACUGUUCAAGAAGCUCAUACAAGGGGUGCACAACACAAUGGAAGUGCUCGUCCAAUUUCAACUGCAUCUGACAGUCCUGAAUUAGGACAUGACCGAGCAUCCUUAGGAGAGAGUACAUCUUCAAUGUUUGAGGAUUGCUAUGAAAUUGCCGGUACACGUCUUUCAUUUACUUCCUCCAAUAGCAGUGGUAUUGGUACGCCACCUGGAGGCAGUACAUCAGAUGAUCCAAGGACAGAUAACGAUGCUGAAUUUGAAUGUUCACGACUAUGAAAUCCAAACUGCCAUAUUGUGGUAUUUGCUUUAAAUGGCUGCUUCUUUCAAGUGGAGGUUAUCUGCUGAAGCAAUGCAAUAACUGAAUGUGUGUUUGAUCAAAUCAGUUUGUCGUGUGUUUUUUUUUCUUUAUUUUUUUCUCAGGAAUUUAUGUUCUCAACAUUGAGAUCCUUCUGUCACUGAGGGUUUUCUAAGCAAUCCGAACAAAAAUUAUUAAAUGUCAGAUCUGGAUGUGAAAUUUGUGUUUGGUUUAUUUGAAGUGAUAACUGAUUUGUGUUAAUGUAUUAAAUAAAUAUUAUAAAAUCAGGUGUAAAAUGGCAUGUCAGAUUAUUUAAAAAUCAGUAUCUGUACUAAUUGUUCAAAAAAUCAAAAAUUGUGCACUUUGUGUUACUGUUGUAACUUUCAUCAUUAAAUGAUUGAAUAAAUUCUUAAAAUUUCAUCCCAACACACUCCAGCAUUUAUUUCUUUCUAUAUACUCAUUAUAGAUUGUGCCAGUGGUUAGUGAUUUUGAAAUUGCUACAGUUGGAAAGAACUAGAUUUUUUUUUAAAAUUUCUUCAAGUUUACACAUAUACGUGUCAUUCUUAUAUUUCGUGUUUGCCACUGCUAGUCGUUUUUGACUAGACGGUGAAAGGUCACAUUGGAUAUUGGUUACAGAAAAGCUGAUAAAAAGUCCUUCCGUACCCUAUUAUAAAUGGUAGCGUUUGGUAAUUAAAGUUUAAAAAUAUGCAAACAUAAAAAAAAAUUGAAAAUAUUAAAAAAAAAAACAUCUUGCUGGCACUGUUUAAAAAUGAUAUCAGAUAAUCUAGGAAAGCUUUUUUGUAUAGCCUCAGAAUUUACUGUUAUAAAUUCUGUAUUUUUAGGACUCUGUAUGAAUCCUGUUUUUCUUGAUUAAAAAAAUUCACCUCAGUGUGGGUUUGUUUUGUUUCAUUCUCUAGUCAACAUUGUUAAUAUUUUUCUGUUGAAUUUCCAAGGAAAUGUAAUAGAAUGAUAAUUAGGUUCGAGGUUAUUUCAAAAAUAGUUCAAAUUUAAAUGAUUUAAAAAAAAUUAAAUGUGCACCAAUUAAGGCUUUCCUGUUUAUAAAAGUUCAUCUCCUUUUAUUUAUAUAAAAUCAUGUUUUGACAUACUGUGAUUUGAUAAUUCAGUAUUGAAGAAUUCCAUUGGACAAGAAAUACAAAUUUGGCUUCCUUGUGAUAAAGUGUACUACAAUUUGCCUUUUCAGAAAAUAAUGCAUUCUGGGUAAUGUCAUUAAACUGAUUGGCUAACAACAUCCUAAACAAAGGAAAUUCAAAUAAUGACGUGACCUUAUUUUCAUUUUGGGCGAAAACAAUGAAAUUACCCAUAAUCCUUUAGUUUUUGAAAAGUCAAAUUGGUUUGAUGUGUAGACUUUGAUACACUAUUGCUAUAUUCUGUGUGUAUGUGUCUGUUUGGAGCAUUCUACAACCAUUUACUUAUGGUAACUGCCUUCAUUUGUGAUAUUUUAUUUUGUAAAAUAUAAUAUAAUUUUAUUAAUUGUAGACAUAAGUAUUGGCAUUAGUGUAUAUAUAAACGUAUAUAACAAUUUCUGUAUAUAUAAUUUAUUGUACAUAGCUUGUCUCCUGUGUAAAGACUUGGAUCUUGCCAAAGCUAUCAAAUGUUUUGCUAUAAUGCCAAAAAAGCUUUGUUUUUUUUUAUAAAACCAAUUAUUUGUUAAGUAUUUAUUGCUGUCAUUCGGCUCUACAAUCAGUAGUUGUUUAUAUCACGGCUUAUUGUUAAUGUUAUUGUUGUCGGCUUCACCAUCAUAUCUCAUAUUACACGUGUGGAAUUAUUUAUACGGUUGCCAUGAAAUUUAUUUUUACUCUUGUCAUGGUAUUAUUGUAAAAAUAGGUGAAGUUUGUUUCUGUCAUAAGGAGUACAACACAAGAGAACUUUAUUUACUGAGCUUUGCAUCUAAUUUUAAGGGUUUUUUCCUAAUUUUCACUGAAUCAUCAAAGUUUUUGUUGUUUCCAUAUUAAGACAUAAUUGCUUACUUCAGAGUCUACAAUACAAUGAAAGAUAAUAGAUUUCUUGUAAUAGUUGCUUAGAUAGUUAAGGGAGAAAACCCAUUAAGUCAAUAAAGUGUUUGUAAUAGUUUGUUUCAUUAAUAUUUUUUAAGCAUUAAAAUGAAACAGAUUUAAUCUGUGUUAAUAAGAAGCUUACAAUAUAUUAAGGAAAAUGUUUUAACACAAACGUUCCAGUGAUUUUAAUUAGUUAUCUCCCUUUACAUACUUUUCUUCCACUUUAAAAUGGUCAUGAUUUCACCUGUAAAAAAGGAAUGAUCAAGAUACCCAAUUAUAUCAUUUGGACACUCCUGUCACAUGAUAUGAGUACUCUCUUUUCAGAAACACACUUUACAAUUGUCAUACAAUUUAUAUCUUGCAGAAAUGAUUAUAUGGAAUAAAUUAAUGAAAAAAUAUACCCUAGGCCUUAAAUGAAAUGCUUAUGUAUUUGGUACACAGAAUAUAUAUGUCCAUGCAUAUUCUCUCAAGUAUACAAAUUCUAACAUACAAAGUAUUAGAAUUGAAUUUAAACCAGAUAUAAUCAUCCUCUGCAUUUAUAACUUCAUCUUUGAUAUAGGAGGCCAGUUACACACAUGUACGACUGCAUUUAUACAUACAGUUUGUCCCAGAACUAGUGCAAUGAUCAUGUAAUUAGUGUAUAUAUGUGUGUGAAAGUAUGGCAAGAGUUUCAUCUCUACUCUCAACAAUACCGUUGACACAUGUACCCUUACAGUGAUGGUUUUUAUUGUACAUUUUAUUUAGUAUUUAUAAAUUUUAACUGAUAUUAUAAUUUUAUGAAGUAAUUUGUAUUAAAGAAUUUUUAUGAAUUUAAAUAUCAAUACAUUUCCUUAUAAUACUUUCAUUGUUCAACAUAAUUGUUAACUUGUGUGUCACAUUUUUUUCUAGCAUUUCAGAAUCCCAAUUUCUCAAAUAAAGAUCUGAGAUAACCUGAAUAUUUUUAUUGUUAAUAUGAAAACUGUAACUCGUCAACAAGCAUAACCUACAAAUGGAUCCCAAUAUUCUCAUCAGUUGUUUCAGCUAUUGGAAACAUUCAUUAACUGAAAGAAUAUUUCAAAUUAUUUAGUAUUCAAAUGAUAUAUUAGACCUUAACUAUCCUACAAUGAUUUUAUAUCACAAUACCAGUAAUAAUGUAAAAAAAUAAUCAAAACAGACUGUUUUCUUUUUGGUACUGCACAAAAUAUAAAAUGAUCAAAGAAGACUUCAGUAGCUUAAAAAUUACAUUAUGAACUGACCCUAUACUGGCAUAGUAAAUGUUGGCUCAAGACACACCAGAGUACUUUUACAUGUUAGCAAGUAUAGAUGUUGUUAAACAAAUCACUGGUCUUUUAUAUUUUUUCAGAUACUAACACAUUUUAUAUGUGUUUAAAGCCUUAAAUAAGUAGUGACAACAAUGUUAAGAUAAGAUCAAAUUUGACUCUUUAGCAGAUCAUGAAGCUCCUCAACUGGAGUGAUGUGUCCUUACAUUAAACUUAUAGAUCAUUGUGAACAUUCUGGCAACAGCACCCUUGUUAGAUAAACAUCAUUCACUGAUUAAAUUAAUAAGUCAAACCUGCUAUUUAAGUCAACUUUAUUAAAAUCUGCCUCUUAUUGUCCCAAUGUAUUAAUAUAUAUACAUUUUAAACCUCAAUUUAAAGGACAUUGUUAUAAGGUCAGAAAUGUCUGGUCCCAAUAUUACCUUUGUAAACAGGUUUGACUGUACUUUGCUCAAGUUUUACCACAACAUCACAACAUUGUCAUUCAACAUUAAAAUAACUGGUUAAAUGUUUAGGUGAAGUAAAUAUUAAUGGCUAUUCAUAACUCAACUUUUGUAUUGUCAUUAGGUCAAUAAUUUAAAGUUGUACAUUAGUAAAUCCAUUCUUCAGUUGUUAGAUUUUCUGAUUUGCUUCUGGCUUUGGAUAGUUUGGCCAAAAAAAUAUAUGUGAAUUUCCUGUUUCCCUUCAUACAAAAGUAAGGUUUGGAAGGUUAGUUUCAUAUUAAAAAAAUCCUUAAAAAAUGUUUCCUCCAAGUCUGAUCCAAAUUUACACUAUACUCCAUUUAAUUUGCAUCUGUUCAAUAGAACUUUAAGAAUUUUUAAUGUUUGACAGCUUUUACUAAGAUUUGGGUUAAUUUUAUUACAAAUUGGACUACAUGGUCAAUGGAAAUCAGAUUCUAUUGACACAAAAAAUUAUUUCUUAAAUUUUUCAUUUGUUUUUUUUGCAAGGCAACUACCAGUAAAUGGUUAAGGGUCAGGUGGGAGACAGGAAACACACACAUAUUUUUGUUGGCCUUUUACAUAAAAUGAUUGCCAAGUGAUGCAUAUCUGUAUUAUUUGAAGUUGUAAGGGUAUAUGUUGUCAGUAAAUGAACCAUUAAAACCUGUGAUAUAACAUGUACUGUAAUUACCUCCCUUUAUUGAAUCUCUCUGUCAUUUUAUGAAUGAAUUAUAAUGCUAGAUAGCUUUGGGUCUGUGUUAACAGCUUGUGUUGUUUACUUUUUAUAACAAAGAAGUUGUACAUGUAUGUGCAAGUGGACAAUGAAACUUCAAAAAAAUAAAAUUGCAUAACUUUC
This is a messenger RNA of Mytilus californianus (California mussel), 10267 nucleotides long. Its product is annotated as serine/threonine-protein kinase MRCK alpha-like. The coding region runs from base 405 to 5684 and encodes 1759 amino acids. Gene Ontology annotation, biological process: actomyosin structure organization; peptidyl-threonine phosphorylation. Gene Ontology annotation, cellular component: cytoplasm; cytoskeleton. Lineage: Eukaryota; Metazoa; Mollusca; Bivalvia; Mytilida; Mytilidae. The transcript has 43 exons. Gene Ontology annotation, molecular function: ATP binding; protein binding; protein serine/threonine kinase activity. The record is from RefSeq and is a predicted model, not a curated record.